AUGGCAAAGACUCAGGCUUAUUUCGUGCAGUUUUGGACUCAGGUUCUUCAGUGCUUCGUGGGGCUAUAUCACCGCCUCCAGAAAUGCUGGGGUGUCGUGAAGGGCUUCUGCACUACGAACGAGGAAGAAUACAUCCCUCCAGCUGAGAGUAUUUUUCAUAAAGAAAAAAUUCUGAUGCUUGGCAAUAUUUUGACGGAUAAUUCUCUAGCCCUUGAACAGAGAGCUCAAGCUGCCUAUAGAAUUGGACUGCUGGCCUUUACAGGAGGACCCACUGCUGGAAAUUUUGCAGCUGAGUACAUGAAAGAAGUAGCUCACUUGUUGCAAAAUUAUGAGAUGGUACCAAAAAUAAAGAUCCUGCUGCUCCAAAGUGUCGCAUCUUGGUGUUACUUAAACCCUGUCAACCAGAGAAGAGCCAAACAUUUGCAGUUUAUUCCUAUUCUCAUUGAUCUUUUUAAUGACACAUCUGAGUCUACAAUGAAAAGUGAAACAAACAGCAGCCUCCUGGUUAAAUUCUGGGGUUGCUAUGUUCUCUCUGUCAUGACAUGCAAUAACUUGCCUUGCAUGCAGGAGCUUAAACACUGCAGUUCUCUGAAAUAUCACUUGCAAAUACUGGCCAGUGAGAAUUGGUCUGGAUGGCCUGAGAAUUUUGCAGAGGUGCUAUAUUUCCUCAUUGGUUUCCACAGGCAUUAAUUUCU
Messenger RNA from Bubalus bubalis (water buffalo), 695 nucleotides. RefSeq names its product armadillo like helical domain containing 2 (gene ARMH2). NCBI's taxonomy places the organism in Eukaryota, Metazoa, Chordata, Mammalia, Artiodactyla, Bovidae. The transcript has 2 exons. The record is from RefSeq and is a predicted model, not a curated record. Bases 1 to 690 code for a protein of 229 amino acids.